Trichogramma pretiosum is the source of this 1440-nucleotide messenger RNA. It is a transcript of the gene PheRS-m, whose product is annotated as probable phenylalanine--tRNA ligase, mitochondrial. The transcript is spliced from 4 exons. Gene Ontology annotation, cellular component: mitochondrion; cytoplasm. Gene Ontology annotation, molecular function: tRNA binding; phenylalanine-tRNA ligase activity; ATP binding. NCBI's taxonomy places the organism in Eukaryota, Metazoa, Arthropoda, Insecta, Hymenoptera, Trichogrammatidae. Gene Ontology annotation, biological process: phenylalanyl-tRNA aminoacylation. The coding region runs from base 78 to 1394 and encodes 438 amino acids. The record is from RefSeq and is a predicted model, not a curated record.
AUGCUAUAAAAAUAAGUCUUGGCCCGUUCGGGUGAAGUUUGUUCUGGCAAAAAAUUGCUUUGGAAUAAUUUUAAAACAUGCACGUACCUUGGGUACGAGCUCUCUUUGCGGCGAGAUGCUGCCGACACAAGUUUACAGGCAGAGCAUUGUCAACGGCCCCUGAUUUACACAAUUCGCAAGGUUGCAUUGAGCUUCUUGGUCAAAAGUAUCCUACCGACGAGUGGACGAACGUCACUCCAAAAAUCAUAGAAAAGUUGGAUCGAAAGCUCCACAUCACAAAAAAUCAUCCCCUGUCUCAUGUAAGACAAAUUAUUGCCAACCACUUUUACAAAUCGUACUCCAACAGAGGCAAUAAUCCAUUGUUCAGUAUCUAUGAUAAUUUGAGUCCUGUCGUCACGACUAAACAAAAUUUUGAUUCACUAUUGGUACCAUCCGAUCAUCCUAGUAGGAAGAAAACUGAUUGUUAUUAUGUAAAUCGAGAUAUGUUAUUGAGAGCUCAUACAACGGCUCAUCAAGUAGAACUUAUUUCUAUGGGCUUGGAUAAUUUUCUAGUGAUUGGAGAUGUUUAUCGAAGAGAUGAAAUUGACUCUACCCACUAUCCUGUUUUCCAUCAAGUAGAUGGUGUGAGACUCUGCACUGGAGAUGAAGUUUUUCAAAAUGUAAAGGGGUCAGGGAAAUUGAAUAUUUUUGAACACAGAGGUGUUGAAGGUACCGAUAAGCAAGGUUGCCACACAUUGGAGGCAGUGAAAGUAAUGGAAUAUGAUUUGAAACAAGUACUAGUUAGCUUAGCUCAAGCUCUUUUUGGUCAAAGUGUUAAAUACAGAUGGGUUGAUGAAUAUUUUCCUUUCACUCACCCAUCGUGGGAGCUAGAAGUUUUUUUCAAUGGCAAAUGGAUAGAAGUCCUUGGUUGUGGAAUUAUUCGCCAAGAAAUUUUACAAAGAGCUGGAAUUUCUGACAGGAUUGGAUGGGCUUUUGGUUUAGGACUGGAAAGGCUUGCAAUGUGUUUAUAUUCUAUCCCAGAUAUCAGAUUGUUUUGGAGUCUUGACAGUGGAUUUUUAAAUCAAUUCAUAACUGAUGAUCCUCAUAAAAAGAUCACCUACAAGCCUGUUAGUAUCUAUCCACAGUGUAGCAAUGAUAUAAGUUUUUGGCUACCUCAAGAUUCUGCAUAUUGUUCAAAUGACUUUUACGAUCUUGUCAGAGAUAUUGGUGGAGAUACUGUUGAACAAAUUCAACUUGUAGAUGAGUUUGUUCAUCCAAAGACAAAAAACGUAUCUCAUUGUUACAGAAUAAUUUAUAGACACAUGGAAAGAGUUCUUACACAAGAUGAAGUGAAUGAUAUUCACAAAAAAAUUGAAAAAGCAUCUAAAGAUCUAUUACAUGUUGUUAUCAGAUGAAUAUGUCUGAAAUUAAUUAUAUUAAUGCUGUAUAUAUUGUAAAAUA